This is a messenger RNA of Sinocyclocheilus rhinocerous, 1572 nucleotides long. RefSeq names its product JNK1/MAPK8-associated membrane protein-like. The record is from RefSeq and is a predicted model, not a curated record. Gene Ontology annotation, molecular function: ubiquitin protein ligase binding. Gene Ontology annotation, cellular component: membrane. Bases 141 to 1064 code for a protein of 307 amino acids. Gene Ontology annotation, biological process: ERAD pathway; response to unfolded protein. The transcript has 7 exons. NCBI's taxonomy places the organism in Eukaryota, Metazoa, Chordata, Actinopteri, Cypriniformes, Cyprinidae.
UCUUUUAGCAACACGUCCCACAUCACACGAAGAAGACGGAGGCGUUUUUUCUUCCGGUUUCUGUUACGUUGGUUUGUUUGCUUAAAAUCAACUAAUCCAAUAAACUGAGCGAUUGAUCGUUUUUUAAUGCUGCAUAUGACAUGGUUGUCGCAAUGAGCUCCACCUGUCCUGGGCUGUACUGCGGAAGGACCACCAUAAAUGACUCUGUUGAAGGAGAAUGUGGGGUUUGUCCUCGUGGCCAGAGAACAAACUUUGAAAAGAUAUGUGAGAAAUGCAGCGGAUCUCCUGAGCUGUAUGACUGGCUGUACCUGGGCUUCAUGGCGAUGCUGCCUCUGGUCCUACACUGGUUCUUCAUUGAGUGGUAUUCAGGGAAGAAAAGUUCUAGUGCCCUUUUCCAGCAUAUUACUGCCCUGUUUGAGUGCACGGCUGCUGCCAUAGUGACUCUGUUUCUCAACGAUCCUGUCGGCUCUCUGUAUAUUCGUUCCUGCGAGGUUAAGAUGCUUUCUGACUGGUACACCAUGUUGUAUAACCCCAGUCCAGACUACGUCACCACUCUGCACUGCACGCAGGAGGCCGUGUUCCCUCUGUGCACCAUCGUGUUGAUCUACUACGCCUUCUGUCUGGUUUUUAUGAUGCUUCUGCGGCCACUUCUGGUUAAAAAGAUUGCGUGCGGUUUAGGCAAGACCGAUCGUUUCAAGAGCAUCUACGCAGCGCUGUACUUCUUCCCGAUCCUCACUGUCCUGCAGGCAGUUGGAGGAGGACUUCUUUAUUAUGCAUUUCCAUAUAUUACUUUGGUCUUAUCGUUGGUCACGUUGGCAGUUUACAUGUCAGCUUCGGAGAUACAGUCUUUCAAAAACCUUGUGGCUAAGAAGAAACGCCUCGUGGUUCUCUUCAGCCAUUGGCUCCUUCAUGCAUACGGUAUCAUUUCCAUAUCCCGACUGGAUAAACUGGGGCAGGAUUUGCCGUUGUUGGCUCUGGUGCCUGGACCCGCUCUCUUCUACCUGUUGACGGCCAGGUUCACAGAGCCAAACAGAAUUCUGUCAGAGGGUGGAAAUGGACACUGAUGUCACUUCCUGUGUAGGAGAAUCACCUCCCUCAAACUCACAUGUUAAAGACUUUUAAUGUAAUGACACCUUUGGCAUGGACACCAAAGAGCCAUAAACAAAACAUUUAGUCAUUGCUCAUGAUAUAGUAUGAUGCCAUAAAGUUUUCUUUUACGUCUAUGAAUAUUAUUAUGUGUUUGCUUGUAUUGAACAGAGAUCAAAUUACAUACUUUGUAAAGAAUGUUCUUUUCCUUACUGUUUUUCUUUAAAUCCUGAAAGCGAAGUGGUAGUCGAUGUUUUUGUAAAUUUAUGGUAACUUAAGUAUAUAUUAUUAAUUUAGGUUUUGAUACUUUUUGUGAUUUGUAUCUGUUGUCAAGAAUAGAUACAAAUCAACAAUCUGUUGUAAUGUACAAUGUAUUUUUUUUUGUGUUAUAUAUGAAACAGCUGGUCUGUGAAUUUCCUGAGAGCCCUGCAGUAAUGUUAACCAUUUUCAUAUGACAUAAACCUUCUUAUAAACUAAACUGCCAAA